Messenger RNA from Phaeodactylum tricornutum CCAP 1055/1, 543 nucleotides. RefSeq lists its product with no specific name. The record is from RefSeq and is a predicted model, not a curated record. NCBI's taxonomy places the organism in Eukaryota, Bacillariophyta, Bacillariophyceae, Surirellales, Neidiaceae. The coding region runs from base 1 to 543 and encodes 180 amino acids. The transcript is spliced from 2 exons.
AUGAAACGAAUCCGGCCCCGUGCGCGCGACGAUGCCGCCGCUUCCGAAAUAACCUCGUCUUCGGACGAGUGCUACAAUCCGCUCGUCCCCCACAGUGUUUUGCUCAGUCAUGAUGUGCAACUCCAACACGAACUGCUCCGGGACAACACCACUUCCAUUUUCAUUCAGAUUCUGCACACUCCCCUCCCCCCUACUUCCGGGGGACGCACCCAAGCGGAAACACCCCACCACGAAGAAGACUUGCGCAUGCGACGACAAUCCCUCGCCUCAUCCAUGCAAGCCUCUCAACAGUCCCCCAAGGUGCUCUUGUCCGCAUACGUACAACAACGAGGCAAUCUCGCACGAGUUCUCUCCUCCAUUGAAAAAAAUUCGCGACAAAUUCAACCCAUUAUCCUGACCACCGACGCCUCUUCCGAACACGACGGGCAUUACCCAUUCUCUGCAACCACCACUCUUCCUGACAACGACGAGGACGUGGUCUUGGAGGACGAUGCCGUCCUCUAUUUUCCCGUGGAAGAACUCUUGAACAAUUACAUGGUAUAA